Messenger RNA from Notolabrus celidotus (New Zealand spotty), 2994 nucleotides. RefSeq names its product lissencephaly-1 homolog A-like. The coding region runs from base 480 to 1712 and encodes 410 amino acids. Gene Ontology annotation, molecular function: microtubule plus-end binding; dynein complex binding. The transcript is spliced from 11 exons. The record is from RefSeq and is a predicted model, not a curated record. Gene Ontology annotation, cellular component: nuclear envelope; cytoplasmic microtubule; neuronal cell body. NCBI's taxonomy places the organism in Eukaryota, Metazoa, Chordata, Actinopteri, Labriformes, Labridae. Gene Ontology annotation, biological process: establishment of mitotic spindle orientation; retrograde axonal transport; germ cell development.
UACCUCGACGUGCGCGCUCCCGAUACCCAGUCGCGACCGUUAGCUGGGGCCGGGCGAAUGCGGUGCGGUGCGGUGCGGUGCGGUGAUACCAGAGAGGAGGAACAAAUCUGACUGACCGGGUGAUGUGAAGAAAAGUCACAUUAUAUCACGUCCUAAAAAAACAAGGUCUCCUACCCCAGACUUGAACCAGGACACAGGAUACCAGGAUGCCCCUUCGACAAACGGUGAUGGGCACGUCUGAUUAGUUGGAAAGAUCCGAGUCAGUGAAUACUCGUGGAGCCUCGCACCGACCGUUGAUCGACAGCAGUAUCUCCACUUCAACUCCCUCUGCGUGGCACACUCUCCACCGACACUGAGACUCUGAAGGACAGACAUCGCUGCGGGACUAGACGCCUCCCCGACGCACACUUCCCCAGCCAGAUUCCCCCAGCACAUCACCUCACCCUUACCUCCCCGAGAGGGAGAGAACAGCAGCCGGCAUGGUGCUGUCACAGAGACAAAGAGAUGAACUAAACCGAGCUAUAGCUGACUACCUCCGGUCCAAUGGAUACGAGGAGGCCUAUUCCACCUUCAAGAAAGAGGCAGAAUUAGAUAUGAAUGAAGAGGUAGAUAAAAAGUAUGCAGGGCUUUUGGAAAAGAAAUGGACAUCAGUCAUCAGAUUACAGAAGAAGGUGAUGGAGUUGGAGUCGAAGUUGAACGAAGCGAAGGAAGAGAUUACGCACGGAGGACCUGUGGGUCAGAAGAGAGACCCCAAGGAGUGGAUCCCCCGUCCCCCAGAGAGAUACGCACUGAGUGGGCACCGUGCUCCAGUCACACGGGUCAUUUUCCACCCUGUCUUCUCUGUAAUGGUCACGGCCUCAGAGGAUGCAACCAUCAAGGUGUGGGACUAUGAGGCAGGAGACUUCGAGCGGACCCUGAAGGGCCACACAGACUCUGUGCAGGACAUCUCUUUCGACCAGACGGGAAAGCUGCUGGCUUCAUGUUCAGCUGACAUGAGCAUCAAACUUUGGGACUUCCAAGGGUUUGAGUGCAUCCGAACAAUGCAUGGCCACGAUCACAAUGUGUCGUCUGUAGCCAUCAUGCCAAAUGGUGACCACAUAGUGUCUGCCUCCAGAGACAAGACCAUGAAGAUGUGGGAGGUGGCUACUGGGUACUGCGUGAAGACAUUCACAGGCCACAGGGAGUGGGUGAGGAUGGUGCGUCCCAACCAGGACGGCUCGUUGAUCGCCAGCUGCUCCAACGACCAAACAGUGCGCGUGUGGGUGGUCGCCUCGAAGGAGUGCAAAGCCGAGUUGCGGGAGCACGAACAUGUGGUGGAGUGCAUCUCCUGGGCCCCUGAAUGUGCUCACCCCACCAUCCUGGAGGCCACAGGUUCAGAGAGCAAGAAGAGUGGGAAACCUGGCCCCUUCCUCCUCUCCGGAUCCAGAGAUAAAACGAUUAAGAUGUGGGACGUCAGCAUCGGCAUCUGCCUUAUGACUCUGGUGGGUCACGAUAACUGGGUGCGUGGAAUAUUGUUUCACCCUGGAGGAAGAUUCAUAGUGAGCUGUGCCGAUGACAAAACCCUUAGGAUCUGGGACUACAAGAACAAACGCUGCAUGAAGACCCUGUGUGCCCAUGAACACUUUGUUACCUCUCUGGAUUUCCACAAGACUGCUCCCUACGUGGUGACGGGCAGUGUCGAUCAGACAGUCAAAGUCUGGGAGUGCCGCUGAGACCGCCUCUGUCUCUCACCUUUCCUGCCCUUACCCCGAGCUCCAAACAGUCUAAAGCCCCCCUCCCUUACCCCACCCUUGUCUUUACCUCCGCCCUCUUCCUUCUGUCUUUACACCCAGCCAAGCCCCUCACCUCUCGCACUCCAAACCAUAGCUGACCAUGGCGCUUUACCUUCUCCCUGUCCCCUUUGCCUCGCUCCCCUCUCCUUCCUUCCUUCCUUCCUUCCUUCCUUCCUUCCUCCCCUACAUCAGUCCAGCCCUAUUAAGAUGACUAUUGUCCUUUUAUGUAAAUUAUUCUGGAUGUAGGGUUCGCUUAAUAAAUGUCACGCAAUCUCUGACACAUAAACACACUCAAAGAUAAGAAGUAUUCCUUGCAUGGUGAAUCAAACAAAAAAAUUGUAUACUGUUAAAAUUUGCCGGAUUUGCGUACUAUUGUCAUCACUUCCUGUCGGGUCGAAGGGUAAAUAUCCUUGUGUGCUGGCGCAGGUGGAUUUCGGUUAGCUGACUGACUGCGCCCCUCGUCGAAGGGGGUCUAGUUUUAUGUCCUGCUUGGUUUUGCUCCAUGCCUCUGUCGUCGUGGUCCGUCGCUGCGUGGUUGGUGAAAAGAAAAGGUGUGAGGAAAAGAAAAUCAUGGAAGAAACGAGCGGAAGCUGUCCAGGAGAAGACGAUAAUAACCGGUUAAAGAAACUAACUAACCAGGAUGCAGCUCCCUAGUCGAAUCACACAAGGUUCUGUGGGCGAGUGCGCGUGUACAUGUGUGUAUACAUUGUGCGAGUGUGUGUGUGUGUUUGUAUAUUAUGACAGGAGAAUCUCUCCGCCGCCUCUGCUCUGAAGGUCAGAGGAGAGAGAGAGAGGAGGCAAAGCUUCUCACCCACUGUGUUCAUUCAUACUACUUCAUCUCUUUUAACAAAAUGCUUUCUUGUAGACACUCACAGGACCUUAAUGAUCCCUAAGCUGCUGGGAGCACAGGCACACGCCCCAUAGCAAAAGUGUGUGUUUUACAGAGGAAAAAGUCUGCUCACCUUUUCUGAGGUUUGUAUGUGUGUGUGUAUGUCAGCCCAGAGAAAAUCGCCCUGUGCCGCCCUCUUGCUCGCUAUCUCUGCCUUGUUAACCCAUUGAGGGCUCCCUCACACGGGAUUUUCAUUCUGCUUUCUGUGGUUUCACUGCUCUCUUUACACACACAUACACUCAAAAACGCACAUACACGCACAGUAAAAGUUGUGUAUCAAUAUAUCUGGAUGUCAUUGUUUGCAACAUAAUGAAAUAAAAUUCUGUAAAUAUA